AGGUGGACAGCAGGACACCCAGAAGCAGGGAGAUGGAGUUGGUGACCUUUGAGGAUGUGGCAGUGAACUUCACUGUGGAUGAGUGGGCUUUGCUGGAUCCCUCCCAGAAGAAGCUCUACCAAGAUGUGAUGCAGGAAACCUUCAGGUGUCUGGCCUCUCUAGGAAAAGAAAGAGACAGCCAGACCAAUGAGGAUGCAUACAAAAAUCCUGGGAAACAUCUAAGAAGUCAAGUAUUAGGGACACUCUGUGAAGGUAGUGAACAUGGAGACAUCUUCAGCCAAACUCCACAUUAUAUUGAGAACAAUACAACUCUUCCUGGCGCAAAACCAGGUGAAAGCUUUGUGUGUGGAGAACUCCUCAUUGACGAUUCAUCACCAGAUGUGCUUUUCAGAUCUCAAACUGGACAUAAACCAUAUGAAUAUCAGCAAUAUGAGAAGUCUGUUGUUUAUUACCAGUCCUUGCAGGAGCAUGAAAAGACUCAAAUGGGAGUGGAACAACAUGAACAUAUGCAAGGUGGGACAAUCUUAACUUGUCCUGGUUCCCUUCCAAUACAUGAAAGGAUUGACACUGGAGAGAAACCAUAUAUAUGUACACCGUGUGGUAUAGCCUUCAAUAAUCACAGUACUCUUCGAUACCAUGAAAGGGUUCACAGUGGCAGAAAACCCUAUGGAUGUCAGCAGUGUGGGAAAACCUUUAGUUGUUUCAGUAGUUUGGGAAGACAUGAGCAAAAUCACAAUGGAAAGAAACCCCAUGGGUGUAAGCAAUGUGAAAAAGCCUUCUUUUCUUUGAGUCACCUGCGAAGACAUGAACAAACUCACAAUGGACAGAAACCUUAUGUAUGUGAGCAGUGUGGAAAAGCCUUUCAUUUUCCCUGUUCCCUCAGAAAACAUGGAAGAACUCACACUGGAGAAAAACCCUAUGUAUGUAUAGAUUGUGGGAAAGCCUUCAGUGACUCUAGUUCCUUUUAUAGACAUAAAAGAACUCACACUGGAGAGAAACCCUAUGUAUGUGAACCAUGUGGAAAAGCAUUCAGUUGUUUCAGUACCCUUAAAGUACAUGAAAGAAGUCACACUGGAGAGAAGCCCUAUGUAUGUGAACAAUGUGGAAAAUCACUCAGUUGUCUCAGUUCCCUUAAAUUACAUGAAACAAUUCAUACUGGACAGAAGCCCUAUGUAUGUAAGCAGUGUGGGAAAGCCUUUAGUUAUUUGAGUUCCUUUCGAACCCAUGGAAGAACUCACAAUGGAGAGAAACCAUAUGUAUGUAUGCAUUGUGGUAGAGCCUUUAGUUAUUCUUUUUCCCUUAAAUAUCAUCAAAGAACUCACACUGGAGAGAAACCCUAUGUUUGUAAGCAAUGUGGAAAAGCUUUCAGUGACUCUAGUUCCUGUCACAGGCAUAAAAGAACUCAUACUGGAGAGAAACCUUAUAUAUGUGAACAAUGUGGAAAAGCAUUCACUUGUUUCAGUUCCCUUAAAUUACAUGAAAGAAUUCACACUGGAGAAAAACCAUAUGCCUGUGAACAAUGUGGAAAAGCAUUCAGUUGUUUCAGUUCCCUUAAAUUACACGAAAGAACUCACACUGGAGAAAAACCCUAUGUGUGUCAGCAAUGUGGAAAAUCCUUUGGUUAUUCUGGUUCCUUUCGAGACCAUGCAAAAAUUCACAGUGGGCUAAAACCCUAUGUCUGUAAACAGUGUGGGAAAGCUUUUAGUUACUCUAGUUCCUUUCGAAAACAUGAAAGAACUCACACUGGAGAGAAGCCCUAUGUUUGCAUGCAAUGUGGGAAAGCCUUUAGUUCUUCCUUUUCCCUUCAAAAUCAUGAAAGAACUCACACUAGAGAGAAACCUUCUAUACGCAAGGAGUAUAGAAAAGCCUUUAGUUCUUCCCGUUACAUUAAAAGACGUGAAAGAACUCAUACUGGAGAGAAACCCUAUAUAUGCAAGGAGUGUGGAAAAGCAUUCAGUCGAUCCAGUCACGUUCUCAGACAUCAAAGAACUCACACUGGAGAGAAACCCUAUGUAUGUAAGCAAUGUGGAAAAGCCUUUAGUUCUUCUAGUUAUAUUAAAAUACAUGAAAAAACACAUACUGGAGAAAAAUCCCAUAAACCUUAUGUAUGCAAGCAAUGUGGACAAGGCUUUAGUACUUCUAGCCACAUGAAAAUCCAUGAACUAAUUCACAGUGGAGAGAAGCCCUAUACCUGUGAACAAUGGGGGAAAGCUUUCACUCAUUCCUAUGCCAUCAGAAGACAUGAAAAAACUCACACUGGAGAAAAAACCUUCAUAUGUAAGCAAUGUGGAAAAGCCUUUAGUUCUUCCAGCUCUGUUAGAAUACAUGAACGAAUUCACAGUGGAGAGAAGCCCUAUGCUUGUGAACAAUGUGGGAAAACUUUCAGUCGUUACAGUUCAAUGAGAACACAUGAAAAAAUUCACACUAGAAAUAAACCUUAA
Urocitellus parryii (Arctic ground squirrel) is the source of this 2441-nucleotide messenger RNA. RefSeq lists its product as uncharacterized. The record is from RefSeq and is a predicted model, not a curated record. Lineage: Eukaryota; Metazoa; Chordata; Mammalia; Rodentia; Sciuridae. Gene Ontology annotation, molecular function: RNA polymerase II cis-regulatory region sequence-specific DNA binding; DNA-binding transcription repressor activity, RNA polymerase II-specific. Gene Ontology annotation, biological process: negative regulation of transcription by RNA polymerase II; regulation of immune system process; regulation of cytokine production. Gene Ontology annotation, cellular component: nucleoplasm.